CGUGGCCACCAGCAGACACGCGCGCGUCCCUAUGCGCGUGCGCCCUCUUUUGGUCAAACACGUGUCUUGUCAUUUCCAUGGAGACAGUAAAAACAAACGCACACGUGGGCGAGUGUGUGACGUCGUUCAUGUAGCUAGUUUUGCUUCGAUUUUAGUUGGUAACAAAAAACUAAAGGUUUGCGGUCUUUUUCGGUGUAAAAGAUGACAUCAGUCCAGCGCCAGCGUUUGCAGCGGGCUAGCGUUAGCAUGUCGGAGACCCGCGUGGUUCCGACUGGCGAAGUUUACCAGCAGCUCUUUGAAGAUCAGGUUCGACUGUCCAGAAGUUUGUUGGCUGCACGCAAACACACAGCAACAACAUAUGUGCGUGCUGCCGACUGUGACGCACCAUGCGGCGCCAAAACCAGGGAGCAUUCCCUCGCCGAGGGUGACGAUGUCGGCGAAGAUGAUGACGGCGAAGGUGAUGCAGAUGCGGAGGAGGUGGUCAGGCUUCCGGACACCGUGGAGGCCCGUCACGAGUCGUGCGACAUCCUGCAGCGCGUCUACCAAAACAAGAAAAUCCAACACCAGGAAGCCGUGCGCCACGUGCACGCGCAACUCACCCAGCUCGCGCAGGUGUGUGAGGCGCAAGUAAGGACACACAGCGUGCAACUGAAGACCAAACUGCAACAACUCGAUGCCUCUUUGCACGAGCUGGCGCGCGACAUGACGCACGUGCAACAACGCAGUUUACAGGAAGUAUUGUGCGUGUGGAGCUCAGUAGAGGCUCGCAUGAAGGAGAAAAAGUCCAGCGUGUUGACCUUUGAACUUCAAGUUAGUGAAUGUGAGCGACUGAGAGUCAACAAGAUCAGACCAGUACUAAGGAGGUACUGCCACCUGCUGGAGAAGAUCAACUUCCUGCCUUGCACAAACACACACAUGCACAUUCACAGCCAGGCCACGAUGCUCAAUCAGUGCCUGCUGGCUAACCGCCGCGCUGCGGCGCGCCUCCUGCUACUGCUGCACGAGGAGGCUCUCCAGCAGGAGGCGCUUCUGCGCUUGCAGUGGGAGGAGUCUGUCAGCCUGUGGAGGCGGAGUCAGGCCAGCCACGUGGUCCAGGAGUUCAGGUUGUCGGUGGCGAGCGUGGACGUGUGGCGUCUCCUGUCGGAUGAGCUGACGUUCCAGGAGGUGGACCAGAGCGUGCGGCGUUUGACCCAGCGGCGCUGCGACAUUGUCACCAGCCUCAGCUCCUUGAUCCCGCCCUCCCUCUCCACAACUCUGGUCUCCGAUUGGUUCACGGAGUUGACGGCCGUCAAUCAACAGAUCGACAUGUGUCACGCCGACUUCCUUCAUCAGCUGCGUUGUCGUUACGAGCUGAUGUGGCAGGACCGCGUGUCGCAAGUGCAGAGUUACCAGGAGACGCUGUCCGCGCUGGGGCUGCCGGAGGAGGAGGUGAGCGACAUCGUCAAGUCCCAACUCAUCUCUCUCAUUGGACAACACCAGCGACAGGACGAAAUGCAGCUGGCCGCCAUCGACACGUGUUCGGACAGCCUGUACCGUGCGUCGGCGCGUCUCAGCCGCCGCGUGUUCGUGGUCAUGCGUGCGCUGGCGUCGCUGUGGGAGAAGCACGGCGGGAUCCUGCUAGGCCGAGAGGAGCAAGUUCAGCGGCGCUUGGACGAGCUGCGGCUGGCGCAAGAGCAACACGUCCAGAGGAAGAAGGUGUUCCUGGACGAGCUACUGAUCGCACUUCGCCAGGAGAGCAGCGAGGUGGCGUUGAAGUUGUCGCUGGAGCAAACCGUCGUCUACCUGCGUGACAUGAGGAACAGCUGCGGCGAGUGCGUGACGGACCAGUGCGCCGUGUUGGACCGCCUCCCUCGCACCUUCGUGGACGAGCUACUGGAGUUCAGCCGACUCCUCAGCAACUUUUUCCACCUCGGCAACGCCUUCACUCCUAGCGAAGAAGACCUGAAGAAGCUGCCGGCAGUUGAUGACGUCAUCACCAGCGGCAGCCAAGAGAGUAGUGAAGAGGAGGGGAAAACAGAGGAACCGCCAAUCAGCUGUCCGGAUGAUGCGGCACCUGAGGAUUCUUCUGAUUCUCUCGCUGAGGCUGAGUCGUCUCUUCUCGAGCUCUAUGACCUCAGCAGCAAGGUCAACUUGACGUCGUCGAGGGGCGUGUCCUACUCUGGCCCCGCCUUCAGGUGCCCUGCCUCUGACCUGCCAGGCAACAUGAGCAAGCAACAGGAAACACACCUCAGCGCGUUUCCUGUCGAGCUUCUCAUGCACGCGCUCAACAGGAUGCGCAUUUGGUUCCUGGAUUACGUGGAGCAGCGUUUUCAGGACGUCCUGACGUCGGCCAUCGCCACGGUGACGGGCAGGAAGGAGGCGGUGCGCGCCUACCACGAGCUGCAAAUGCAACCUCUUGAUCCGCUCCAUGUCAAGACGUGCAUCUACAUGCCGCGCAUGGCCGAGUUGCAGCUGCACAAGCAGCGAGUGGACGCUCACUGCCAGCAAGUGUCAGACGUGCUGGCAUCGUGCACGGCGGCGCUGCAGGAGCUGCAGACGUCCACCUACGAGAAGAAUCGGCGGCUGACCGCAACGCUGGGCGAGAUGGAAGACAGCGUCCUCAAAACGGACGGCAGCCAACGUCUGGAGGCCCUUAGCGCCACCCUGCAGGACCGUCUGGACGAGCACAUCAAACACACCCAGCGCUCGCACUCGUCCUUCCGGGCGACGCUUCAGCUGCAGAUGGACGAGCUCCGAAAUCGAACGGCGCGCCUCCUCAAGUCUUUCAGGCUGUUCAGCGAAGGAGGCGACUACACGCGGCAGGAGGUGAAAAUCUUCCAGAGACGUCUGAAGGAGGAGAGCAAACGCAUCAGCGUCACUGAAGAGAGCGUCUACACGGACCUGCACAACCUGCAGACCAAGACUUUACAGCAGGUGAAGGCGGCGUCGGGGCGUCUGGAGGAGAAGCUGUGCGUGCUGCAGGCCGAGGUCAAGUUCAUCGAGUUGAUCGAGAGGAUACUCAGCAGCACUCAAGUGGAAGUCAAAGCCGAGGCGGCGAGCAGCAAUCAGCAGGAGGCAGUCAUCAGCGCUCGCAUGGAGCAACUCCGGAAAACUCUGGAAGAAGACCGGGUGAGCGUGGAUCAGGUCUUCACCUUGUUGGCCGCCAUCAGCGAGGACCUGAAGAGACGGAGACAAUACUUGGAUGAGGAGAGCGUGGCUCCUCCCACUGUGUCCAAAUCCAGAAAGCAGGUGUGGUCGGCCCCGCCUCCUGCCCUCCUGCAACCCUGCCGCUCAGGAGGGAACAUCAUGGAAGAUCCCAUAGUGGGCGUGGUCAAGUCGCUCAACAGGUUCUGUGAAGGUCGAAGUUCCACCCAGCGGCACCAAUCGCCAAGACGCAGUGAAUCUGCUGGUGUUGCAAGGACGUUCAGGACUGACAAAAGGCUCCAGAUCUUUGGCGCCAAAUCAGAAGCAGAUCCCAAUCCGGAUUGUUACAUCUCCAUCGUGAACGCCAUACUAAAGAGGACUCAUCAGACCCUUCUGCUGGUUGCCAAGGACUUCUAUCAGAGUCAGCGUUGCGGUGGCUUCCAUAGACUUCCUGCCGGUCUGGACCAAUGGGUGGAGAACACGCAGCAAAGGCUUCUGGGACAUCACGAACGUGCCCGCAUGCUGCUCAACGCCAGCAGGGAAGCACUGGAACAGCAGCAAUGCGUGUUGGCCGACAUGAUGCAUUUGCUGCCUGCCACGUUGAUCCGUACGCACGAGAAACAUCUUGGGGUGGAGCUGAAGGAAGAGGCGGGUCGAGUCCGCCGCUCCUUUGAGGAAACAAUGGCCGCCAGUGAGGAGGAGAAGACGACGAGCAUGGCCGGUCUUCGUGUGUCGCUCUCAACCAAUGAGAUGGAGGCACUGAAGCGCGCCGAGGAGGCUCGACAACAGAGACUCCACGACGCCAUCUUGGGCUCCCAUCGGGAACUUCAGGAGUGUAUGAGACGCAGAGGGGAGGAGUUUGUGACAUCACUGGCAUCCCUGACGGAACACCUCCUCCAUCAGAUGGACCGUCUUCCUUUGCCAGAAGUGACGUCACAGCAGACGUCGGAGGACAGAGACGUCGCCAUGGAAGCUACGCAGCAAGCCUGCAGAAUUUGGCCGGGGAUUCCUCACAUGUCGCUUCCUGCCAACCCCGCGUCCUCCGUUACCACUGCAACCACCGCAGCCAUCACCACCUCCAAGUGCACGCUGGGACAUCUGGCCAUCAUCCAACACAGAGAUGCUGCCACCAAGCGUUUUGAGCAGGUGUUCUUGUCACAGUUGUCACAUUCCGACGCGGACAAACGAAGACGACUUAAUGAACUUCAAAGCUGGAAGACACACUGGAGGGUCCAAAUACACAAACUCACACACUGAUAGGCACACUCACAUACACGCGCACACACACACCCACCCCACAUAUGCAUACUUGUGCAGUCGGAACACACACCAUGUCCACACAAGUGUGUGCGCAAACUCAUGCUGACUAGCUGUUGGCUCUGUGAGGUCAUCAGUUGUCAAUAAAGCCGCAGAAGAA
Molecule: messenger RNA, 4540 nt
Organism: Hippocampus comes (tiger tail seahorse)
Lineage: Eukaryota; Metazoa; Chordata; Actinopteri; Syngnathiformes; Syngnathidae
Gene: ccdc180
Product: coiled-coil domain containing 180
Exons: 36
Coding region: 202-4380 (1392 amino acids)
Source: RefSeq, a predicted model, not a curated record